Acyrthosiphon pisum (pea aphid) is the source of this 572-nucleotide messenger RNA. RefSeq lists its product as uncharacterized. NCBI's taxonomy places the organism in Eukaryota, Metazoa, Arthropoda, Insecta, Hemiptera, Aphididae. Bases 146 to 547 code for a protein of 133 amino acids. The transcript has 2 exons. The record is from RefSeq and is a predicted model, not a curated record.
AGCAUCCACGGAGGAAUAUUAUUAAAUAUAAAUAAUUUCAUAUUUAAAAAAAACAAAGAUUUAUUACGUAAAACUGACGGCAAACACGUAUUUUAUUGGAUUUGUGUUAAUAAAUGUGGUGCAAAAAUUCGAACUGUGGAGCCAAAUGAAAAAAAAACAUGAACUAGAUAAAAAUUCAACGUUUUUUCCGGAUCAACACUGUCAUGCUCCCGAUCCUAUAGGCUUGGAAGUAAGAAAAAUAAAAGAAAAAAUUAAAAUGAAUGCGAAAAAUUCAAUCGAAGAUAAACCAUUACAGAUGUAUCAGAAAUCUAUUAACGAGUGUUCGACAAUUGUUGCUUCCCAUGUGAGUAAGAAUUCAGUUCAACAAUUAGUAAAACGUCAAAGACGCAAUGUAGAAAUCUACAAAGAACCAAAAUCCAUUGAUGAAAUAUGCCUAGCCCCAACAAUGUGUCAAACACUAAAGGAUGGAACAUUCAAGGCUUGCCCUCAAAUUUUCGAACAAAUGUAUGUUAUUCACGGAUCAAUUAAAUCAAUUAAUAUUUUAUAACAACUUUUUUCUACGUUAUAAUACC